Messenger RNA from Sceloporus undulatus (fence lizard), 4104 nucleotides. It is a transcript of the gene PIGN, whose product is annotated as phosphatidylinositol glycan anchor biosynthesis class N. The transcript has 29 exons. Gene Ontology annotation, molecular function: mannose-ethanolamine phosphotransferase activity. Gene Ontology annotation, biological process: GPI anchor biosynthetic process. Lineage: Eukaryota; Metazoa; Chordata; Lepidosauria; Squamata; Phrynosomatidae. The record is from RefSeq and is a predicted model, not a curated record. Bases 151 to 2955 code for a protein of 934 amino acids. Gene Ontology annotation, cellular component: endoplasmic reticulum membrane.
AACGGCGGAGUUGGAUGGGCAGCGCAGGGGUCUGGCGGCGGUGGAGGCGCGAGGCUGUAAGUAGCAAAUGCAGCCAGAGUUCUUGCCACCCUCCUGGCGCGAGGGCGCCCCCUACAGGAGCAUUAUACUCAUCUCUGACAAGCUGUCACCAUGAACAUGCGGGUCUUCAUAGUUGCUGGUCUACUGGUCCAUUGUGUGUUCCUGAUUUCUAUUUUUGACAUUUAUUUCACAUCUCCUUUGGUUCAUGGCAUGACUCCACAUCAAACUCCACUGCCACCACCAGCACAACGCUUAGUACUAUUAGUUGCAGAUGGUCUGCGUGCAGAUUCACUUUAUGAACUGGAUGGCAAUGGGACUUCCAAUGCACCUUAUCUCAGGAAUAUCUUAGUAUCCAAAGGCAGUUGGGGAGUAUCUCAUACCCGUGUCCCAACAGAAUCUAGACCUGGGCAUGUAGCUCUCAUAGCUGGAUUUUAUGAAGAUGUCAGUGCUGUUGCUAGAGGAUGGAAAGAAAACCCAGUGGAAUUUGAUUCUCUUUUCAAUGAAAGUAAAUAUACAUGGAGCUGGGGAAGUCCAGAUAUUCUUCCUAUGUUUGCAAAAGGUGCCACUGGGGAUCAUGUCUAUAUCAAUUGUUAUAAAGCUGAAAGGGAAGAUUUUGCAGCAGAAGAUGCAACUGUGCUAGACACUUGGGUUUUUGAUCACGUUAAGGAUUUCUUCAACUUGGCUAGAAACAACGAAACCUUGUUUUCUAAACUGCAUGAGCCAAAAAUAGUUUUCUUCCUGCACUUACUAGGAAUAGAUACCAAUGGGCAUGCUCACCGGCCUCAUUCAAGGGAAUACAAGAAUAACAUCAGGACAGUUGAUGAAGGUAUAAAAGAAAUUGUUUCAGUGAUGGAGGAUUUUUAUGGAAAUGAUGGCAACACAGCUUUUAUCUUGACUUCUGACCAUGGAAUGACAGAUUGGGGAACACAUGGUGCUGGCCAUCCAUCAGAGACUUUAACACCGCUAAUUGCUUGGGGGGCAGGAAUAAAAUACCCACAGAGAGUUGAUUCACAACAAUUUGAGGAUGACUUUUUAAAAGAUUGGAAGUUAGAGAGCCUGAAGCGGCAAGAUGUCAACCAGGCUGAUAUAGCACCACUGAUGGCUUCUCUUAUUGGAGUCCCUUUGCCCCUGAAUUCUGUGGGUGUUCUGCCUCUGGAGUACCUUAAUACUAGUGAUCUUUUUAAAGCAGAGAGUAUGUUUACAAAUGCUGUUCAGCUUCUUGAACAAUUUAAGGUUAAGAUGGCUCAGAAGAAAAAAACCACGUUACCAUUUCUGUUUUCACCAUUCAAGUCUCUUUCUGAUUCAGAGCAGAUUGACAUUCUCAGAAAAGCAAGGACAUAUAUUCAGCAUGAGAAAUACAAGGAAGCAGUAUCUCUUUGCAAAAAGCUGAUUGGCCUUGCUUUGGAAGGGCUGUCAUAUUAUCAUACAUAUGACAGGCUUUUCCUAGGUGUGAGUGUUGCCAUGGGUUUUAUGGGCUGGACAUUGUAUGUCAUCUUGAUUAUCAUAAAAGCACAUACUGGUCUGACCAGAAAUAUCACAAUAAAUAAGGUGUCUGGCAGACUUUUCCAAUAUACGUUUCUUGCUGUUGGAGUAUUGAUAGCAAUUUUUUUGGUCAUCCAGAGCUUGCCUUGGACAUACUACAUAUAUUGUCUCUUACCAGUCCCAAUAUGGUAUGCAGUUUUGAAAGAAUACCCUGUUAUUCAAGAACUGAUCACAUUUCUCUUGAACUUUCAACGGACUCGGUUUGUUGGAUUUUUGCUAGUGUAUGCCUUGGGAAUUGAAAUAUUAGUUUUCUCCUUUUUCUAUCGUGCAGCUCUCAGCUUUGGCCUGAUUGCCUUUUCUGCUUGGCCCUUGGUCGCUCGGCUCUGGACCAAAGCAAAGACAAUUGUGCUAAGCUGGAUUCUUUCAUGUUUGCUUCUAGCAGUCUUCCCUUUGAUGCCUGUUGUUGGAAGAGAAGCAAAUCUCUCUCUAGUAACAGCAGCAGGGUUGCUAACUCUGUUGGUGGCUUCAUCCUACCUGGUGGUCUGCCUUUGGAAAAGCAAAAAGAAUUACAUGCAUCAAAAAGAUCUCAAAAUAUUUCUUUUCCAGUUGCUGAAUCUGGUGCUGUCAGCAUACGUGGUGAACAGUACUCACCGCAGCCUUCGCAGCAAACAAGGAUUGCCUGUAAUAAAUCAGAUUAUUAGCUGGACAACAUUAGCUUCGUCCUUGAUAGUACCACUGCUAAGCCCCACAUUUCUAUUCCUGCGGCUGCUGAGCAUACUUCUUUCUUUGAUGUCAACAUACCUUCUGCUUAGCACAGGGUAUGAAGCUCUUUUCCCUCUGGCCUUAGCCUCGUUGAUGUUUGUGUGGAUAAAUGUGGAGCAAGAAGCAGCACAGCUUCAUGGAGUUUCACUUAAGCUAAAGCUUGCUGUGCUCAGCUUUUCAAACACUACCGAUAUAACACAGUUUCGACAACUCCAUGUGGAUGACAUCAGGCGAUCUUUUUUCUUCCUUUUCUUCAUAGUGGCAGCUUUUUUUGGUACUGGAAACAUAGCUUCUGUUAACAGCUUUGAUCCAACUUCAGUCUAUUGCUUCUUGACAGUUUUCAGCCCGUUCCUGAUGGGAGGCUUGCUGUUGUGGAAGGUUGCAAUCCCUUUUGUUCUUGUGUCCUGUGCUUUUGAAGCUGUUCAAGUCACAACCCAAUUAUCAUCUAAAAGGCUUUUCCUCAUUGUUCUUGUGAUUUCAGACAUCAUGGCUUUGCACUUCUUCUUUCUGGUUAAAGAUUAUGGAAGCUGGCUGGAUAUUGGAACAAGUAUUAGCCAUUAUGUUCUUGUGAUGUCCUUCACUAUCUUCCUGAUGCUCUUAAGGGAAGUGGCCCAGCUGCUCACUACAAAGAGACUAAGCCUUUGGGAAGAAACUAAGCACCAUUUGUUUUGAUGGAUGCCUGAGAUGUCUGUAUUUUGGAACCUUCACCUUUACUGAGAGACGCAAAGAGUUAUGAGAUUGGCAGCUAGAAACUCCUAAAGAACUUGGAGCUACAAGCAACAUCUUGACCUUCUUUAACUUGGGAGCUGAAUCUUGUUUUGUCCUUUUCUAUUUUAAAGAGGAAGGGAAAGGAAUGCAGCCAGAAGCCUCCUGUCAAAGCCAGAGUGACUAAACGACCUGUUUCACUGUUAAGGAUGAGUGGUGGUUGGGAUUCAGACAGGUGACAAAGAAGCAAAUUGCCUCUAUAACUUUGCUUGAAAGGUAUAGGAGAACAGUUCCAAGGCCUGCUGCCUGUAGGACAGGUUAGCAUUCUGUCCAUUUUUCCUUAAAACCAUGUCUGCCUUUGGACCACUUGAAGGACUGAUGUGCCAAGAAGUCUGCAUGCUCUUGCAGGAUUUUUUUUUAUCUUCUGAGGAAAAGACCAAGUUUAAUGACUUCUGUGUAGUUGGAUGAAACUAAAACUUGAAUUCUACUUUUUUUUAAAAAGUGUCUGUGUGUCUGUGUGCAUGUGCGCAGAGAGAGAGAGAGCAUGAAUUCUUGGGCUCUUUAUCAUUUUUCCCCUUAGGGCAGUGAACAUGGGCUAAACAUAGCCUGAUUAAAGAAAAGAAAACAACUAAUUUGGGUUACAUGGAGUACUAAAUUGCAAAAUAUUCAAACUGCCUCAUCUCCUUAAAAAAAGGGGGAGGGGGUGAUCAAAAUCCUAUAAUGAUCUGAAUGACUUUGGUCUGGAAUGGAGCAGUGAAGUUCUGCAAAAAUGGGUUCCAUAUUACAUAAAACUUUUUAGGUUUCACAUGGCCAUUAAUAACUUCCAUGUGGUUAAUUAUUUUAUUUUCUUAUAUCCCACCUUUCUCCCAAUAUAGGGACUCAAGGCGACAAUCAACAAGUUUAAAACAAUACAAUUUAAAAGCAGUACAACAAUAUUAAAAUAUAUAAAUAUAAAAUUUAAAGAACAAUUAAACAACUUCAAGAAUUAAAACACUUAUAAAUUAAAAUAUAACAUGUUAAAAUACAGACCAUUAAAAUUUAUGAUGCACAACAUUAAAAAACCCAGUCCUUAUCAGUUUGCAAAGACCUGCUGGCAUAAGAAUGUCUUUAUCUGCU